GCCAAAUGAAAAAUAUUCUCCGAUAUGGGUAAUGUGAAAUUGAGUCGCAAUCAUUUUGGGUAGUAUGAAAAAUGCUCUUUCCAACAGAACCCUAGUAAAAAACGUGAAUGGACAAAAAAUAACUUUUAUUUCGACAUAAGUAUUGGCCUGUUUUUAAGGCAUCCUGGUAUGCCGUAAGAUUUCGACCUAGAAAUUGGUGUUCCCCCAAUCAUUGAAGCUUGAGCAGUGAAAAAUAUGAAAGCCUAAUCUGUUUUGCACCAUUAGUGAUUCUCCUAGGGUGUUGCCAUUUCUCCCUAGGUGUUGCGAGUUGCUUUUGCAAAACGUGUUCCUGAAACGGCUCAAUUUUUUGAGCCCUCAGCAUUACGCCUAUGGGAGCCUCUGACGUCACACGCUCAAUAUUUUGAGCGCUCAAUAAUUUGAGCUUUUCCCCCUUGUGCGUGGGACUGAUAUUUCUUUCUUCAUGGUAAUGACGCAUCUGUGACGUUCGCGAUUCAGUCUGAGUCAUAAGCGAACAUGUACUCCGCCCCAAGUGAGGUGGAGUCGGCGAUCCAGUCAGUGCUGAGCUCACUCAACCUACAUUCGCUGAGCACGGAUGAGCUCAAACAGCUUCUUAAUGAAGAUGACAAGCUAAAUGACAAGAUAAAUGAUGCUGGAGCUAUCCAGGCAUUGCGCAACAAGCGUGACUUUGCAGUGGCUGGCAACAAGUCGUUGGCUGAGUACAACCUGUCACGCCAGCCACGUAUCAUGGAGCUCAAGAGCCUUGUGCGUCAGCAGCUAGAGGAAGCCGAGAGCCAGGAGCAGCAGAUCCGAGAGAAACGAGACAAUCUCAAUGUGGUGGACCAGCCACUGGACACGACGCUGGCGCUGCUGCAGACGGCCGCCGCUCAGGCCGAGGAGGAGUCCGAGAACCUGGUGCAAUCGAUGCUCCGUGGCGAAAUGUCCAUCGAUAACUUUCUGGAGCUCUACCUGCCCAAGCGGCAGACGGCCAUCGCGCGUCGCGUCAAAGUGGACAAGCUGAAGGAGCUGCUGCCGUCUGCGGCGUCCUCUGGGGGCGGCGGCGGCGCCAGCGGGCGGUACCGACCGCCGCCGAGCUCGGUGCCCUACCCACCCAGCUCGGUGCCGACGCCAUACCCGGCCAGUCCGGCGGCGCCGUACGGCGGCGGCGUGCCCUACCCGGCCAGCAGCGCUCCCGGCCCAUACCCGGCCGGCCCGGCGUACAUGCCGGCCCCGCCGGCUAUGCCGUACCCGUACGUGCCCGGAGGCAUGCCUCUGCCGCGGUACUGAGCCGCCGUCAGGCAGCUUUGGUGUGGCGGGGGACCGCAUGGAUCGGCUGGAUUUCCUAUUGCGCUAUUUGCAACAUGUGAUCACACUUAUAUUGAGUGACAGCGGCACGCACGCAUGGUGUGGGGCUCCGCCGUCGCACGACUGAUAUCGAUAUUUGCCCGAGUGUUAUACCGAUGAAUGGUAGAUGCAGCAUGUCAAUAUAUGACGGAAACGCCA
Amphibalanus amphitrite is the source of this 1500-nucleotide messenger RNA. Its product is annotated as vacuolar protein sorting-associated protein 37B-like. The transcript is spliced from 5 exons. Gene Ontology annotation, cellular component: ESCRT I complex. Gene Ontology annotation, biological process: protein targeting to membrane; protein targeting to vacuole; ubiquitin-dependent protein catabolic process via the multivesicular body sorting pathway. The coding region runs from base 514 to 1284 and encodes 256 amino acids. The record is from RefSeq and is a predicted model, not a curated record. Lineage: Eukaryota; Metazoa; Arthropoda; Thecostraca; Balanomorpha; Balanidae.